Ilyonectria robusta is the source of this 592-nucleotide messenger RNA. RefSeq lists its product as uncharacterized. The coding region runs from base 121 to 345 and encodes 74 amino acids. The record is from RefSeq and is a predicted model, not a curated record. The transcript has a single exon. Lineage: Eukaryota; Fungi; Ascomycota; Sordariomycetes; Hypocreales; Nectriaceae.
GGUACCUGCUGCUCUGCUGCUGUGCUGCUGUGCUGCUGUGCCGCUGCUCUGCUGCCGUGAUGCUUCUGGCUCGUAUGCAAAAGACAUGCCUCCGCUCGCACUGCAUCGCGGCACGAGACCAUGCCGAUCCGAGCGCCGUCUGACUUCCUCCGGCGGCGGACAAAACCUCGGCGAUCUGUGCGCUAUUUGACUCCGGGUCCCGGAGAGUUCGUUGCGGCCGGCGUGGACGCAGGCGUGCGCAGGCCGGUGAUCCAUGCGCCGGACACGGGUCCGAUUGAUGGAGACGCCGUCCCACCGCGAGGAUGGGCUGCAUUGUUGAGCCUUGGGCGCGUGACCACAGUGUAACUGGUUGACUUAUGCAGGUACCCUGGAUGCCGUUUUCAAGGGGGAGCAAAUGGUCCUGGUGGCUUGAGCUUAAGUUGACUGGGUGGGUUGGGGCUUUGGAAGAUAAGGGGAUAUCCAUCCAUGGUUUGCUGUGUGGUUGAACGCCACCACACGAAUGCCACACGAAUGCCACACGAGACGAGCAACGGCGAGCUCAUCCCCGCAACCAACAAUCAGUUGAGGAAAUCAAACGAAUAGUAAAUUUGCC